GGACCGAAGUUUCAUGCUGUAAGGUUCCUGCGGCCGCCGUCGCCAAGUACCAUAAGCCGGGCGGCUCGAAACGCGCGCUUACGGCCGUCGUUCCGGAGGCGGGCCGCCGGGGCCGCGGUUGCUGUCCGGCCACGCGGUCUCACGGCUCCCGAGCGCGAGCCUUCCUUGACUCCGGUCGCCUUUCUCCCGCGGCGCGUUUUGGACAUUGCGCCCAGCGCGGCGGCAUGCCUCAGUUGGCCACUCUGUUUACGGCUGGCGGCUCGGCGACAGCGCCACCAGCUUGCCCGGGGGGCUCGCCUGGGAGCCGGGGGUCUGACGGGCCCGCGCCCGGACAACCCGCGCUGAGGGCGAGCCGUCCGGCCCGGCGGGUAGGGUCGUCCGUGCCGCGAGCCCCAGGGCGUUCGCCAACGCCCGCUGUGUUGGUCGCUCCGCCUGUCCCCCUUCCCCCCGGCGAGGGCCACCGGGCCAGGUUGCGGUGCCGCCGCGGGGCCUGGGCGGCGAACCGAGCAAACGGUCUCCGUUUACGAACGAGGAAGCCGAGGAGGGAGAGGACUCCUCCCACGUCCCACAAGCUACAGACAGACGGGACCGGACUCCCGAGUUUGCUCUGUCGGUGGCAGAGCCCGCGCGGGGUGCAGAGCGGCCAGCUGUGGUUUUGUGCUUCCGAUCUCUUGGCCUGGGAGAUGCAGAUGAGAAGGGGAUUUAAAAGACGUGAGACUCCAGAAGGGACUGACAUCGGGAGCCAUGUGAAAAACAGAACCGGUGGGCUUUCCCAGCUUCUUACAUUUCCCAAGAUGUCCAGAGAUACCUCAAGCAUAACUAGCUCCUCAGUCUCCCUGACAUUUACAGGCUCACCGACUCAGUUCCCUGACAAGAAAGUUGGCCCCGUACUUCCCCGCUCUGCCCAGCGCUUCUCAGGACUGAGCCGCAUGGAAGGCCAAGCUGCAGGAGAAAUGGAGAAAGAGAGCAACUGGGUAUUUCCCUUGGGAUCACAGCUCCUCUGAAGAAACAGAAAACAAAUGGUAAAUUGAUGGUAGAUCUGUUUACGCGGUGCAGGUAGAGUGGGCGUAGGCCUGCCUUUGAACUUGCCCAGAGGUCAUAUGAGAAAGAAACAUCCAAAUGACUGUGUUCAAAGUGUCUACUAUUUUCUCAAUUCGUUCAAUAGGCUGGAAGAUGCAGGGCUGUGAGUUGGAGAUUUGGGUGGAAAUGGUAAAAUCUGGAGAAUGUGGGCGUCGAUCCCACUACCUCUCACAUGCUAAGCGAGCGCUCUACCACCUGAGCUAAUUCCCCUGUCCUCUCUGGUUCCUUCUCCGGGUUUUCGCCUUCCUGUCCUCUCUGGUUCCUUCUCCAGGUUUUCGCCUUUCUCAUCUCCACUUCAUUGUUCACUAUUCUGAGCAGCCCCAAAUAUGGGGAAAGUCAAAGCCUUUAAUAUGAAAUCAGGGCGUAGCUUCUCCAACAUGACCAGGGCCAGAGAGCGAUGAGUACCUACCUAUUCCUAUUCCAGAGAAAGGAGGAGAAAGCAGCCCUUGGAAAACUCUAGCAUCCCCCAAAUUGCAUGAUUCAGACUCGGCGGGACUAGAAGAGGACACAUCCCAGGGUGGGAGGGAGGACUCACCCAGAACAUUCCGGCCAAGGUGGCAUAGUUAGCUGAGGAUGGUUAUCUGUUUCUUAAAGACAAAAACAAAAACACAGCAACAACAAAUGGGGGAUUAUGACUCUUUCCAGCUGGAGCUGCCCGGAACAGAAGGGGGUGGUGAUUUCUCCCAGAAGGCAAAAGAAGCCAACUGUUUCCGCCCGGUUUCGAACCGGGGACCUCUCGCGUGUUAGGCGAGCGUGAUAGCCACUACACUACGGAAACUCAUUGUUUGAAGGGAAUCUAUCUGUGUUCAAUUCUUGCUAAGGCCUGUCAUGGAGCAGUUCCAUAUCCAUACCAUGAGAGAGAGCAGAAAAACCAUUACAAACAAAACCAAGCCAAACAAUCCCCCAAAAACAAAUAGUCAGAGCUACAGGAAAUAAGAGGAGAAAUCACAUCAGAGUGAAGAAAUACAGAAUGGACAUGGAGGGGUGCAGAUGAGGAGUGAACGUAGGGUGUAUGUAGGGUUUCUUGUGUUAAGAAAUAUACCUGUUCAGUUGGAGCAGUGUGUGUGUGUGUGUGUGUGUGUGUGUGUGUGUGUGUAAUAGACACGGAGAGAUAUGUUGAGGAGAAGGGGUUGUGGAGACUUAAGAACCUUUGAAAAAUUCCAGGCAGGUGGUUUAUACAAUCAAAGUAACAAUUUUGGGAAAGGUUUUUAAUUUGGAAUGCCAAAGAGGUUGGAAAUGGGGAAAUUAGAAUUGAAGAGAAGGGAAAGAAGUUAUAGAGCUAUGAAAGGGUUGGGGUUUAUCCUAUUAACUCUUUUUUUUUUUUUUAAAGAUUUUAUUUAUUUGAGGGAGAGAGAAUGAGAGAUAGAGAGCACAAGAGGGAAGAGGGUCAGAGGGAGAAGCAGAUUCGCUGCCGCGCAGGGAGCCCGAGGUGGGACUCGAUCCCGGGACUCCAGGACCAUGACCUGAGCCGAAGGCAGUCGCUUAACUGACUGAGCCACCCAGGCACCCUAUCCUAUUAACUCUUGAGAUUAUCAGUAUUGUGAGUCUUUCUGUAUCGUCAGUGCCCGGUGCACUGCCUGGCAUAGCAUACACCCUCCACAAACACCAUAGAAUGGGUGAAGGGACACAUGAAUGAGAAGAAAGAGAGAGAUUCUGGAGAGGUUGUGUAGGAAGGAUUUACAGUAUUUGUCAAGACACUGGGUGUAGAGAUCUGAGGGAGAAGGAGUCAAAGGCACUUAGAAGUUUUGAAACAGAAGGGAUUUUGAAUUAAUGUCUGAUGAAUGGAAGAAUAAAUCCACUCAUUUACAAGUAUCUGUUAUAUGAAUAAAAUAAUGAAUGGGUCCCGGCAGAUGGGUAAGGAAUCUCCUUAAAGAAGAACUACCCAAAGAUCUUACUUCUAUUCUUCUUUCAUGGCUUUUCUCUAAGAAUUCCCCUAGUUUCACAAUCUUUUUUUUUUUUUUUUUCCCUGACAGUCUGGGGUCUGGGUCUGUGUGAUCCCUCCAGACCCAUGCUACUCAGAGACCUCGGACUGACAAAUUCUCUUUUGCAUCCUGUCUCUCUAGGUGACCCUCACCGGCCUUCUUUGUGUCCCCAUAAAUCUCGUUUACAAAGUCAUGGGGAGGCCUUCUCCUCACCAGGAUCUCUCUGUCCAGAAAACAGGAGUAGGAGGUCCACCUUCCCACUAGCCAAAAAUUGUGAAUCUCGAGUUGAAAAUGCCCAGCACGGCCCAGUGCAGAUGAUGAUCACUCUCCUCACAGCUCUUUUCAGGUUUUCCUUCUUUGUCUAUAGCCCAGUGACAGAGAGUGCUGGUCAAAGACUAAGCCUGAGCUGCCUUGUGUGUGAAAUAAGAUAAGAACCAGAAAUGUAUAACUUGCCAUUUUUAAAAAAGGUCCAAUAUUUCCUGGAGUUGAGUUCAGGAGAAAAGCUUUGGGGAUCACAGUUGCCUAUGAAGGAGGAAUGAAGGGUCAUAACCGGAGAAAACAGGUGUCUUUCCCACCAGCUCUGAGUGCGAAGAAAGCAUUCUAACAUCUGACCCAAUUCCCAUGCUUUAACCCUCUUCUUGACUUAUGGUCAUUAUAGGCAUGUGCCCCAACUAGUUGUAUGGGUCUCACCUGGUACCGUAGGGUUACUUCACUGCCAUCGAAGAGGACCCGACUAAGGGCAGAUCAUCUCAAAGGUGACUCCGGCAAAAGCAGAGUGAAAAACUAGGAAUUCUGUCAGGGAGGGUUGGGGGGAAAGGGAGACCUACGGUAUAUCACCAUGAGAAUGAUCUAGUUCUGAAACAAUUUCACUAUCUUGAAUGACAGAAGGCAAAAUGAAAGGUCCCAACUUGGUGGGGGACCCAGUUGAAAUGACAGGGCUUUCCCAGAGGUUCUCACUAUAAAAACAGGGUUGUGAUUGUUACCUGAUUUAGAAAUAUGGCCAUCUAGGAGGAGAAUGUGGGGCAGCCUCUCUGGGCCUCACGUCUGCACCAUCAUCCCCUCCCAAUGUGGCCCAGGUCACUGGGGAGGGCUUGACCUCUCUCCCUAACUUCCAGAGAAAGGGAGGUUUGGCACAGGGAGACCCUAGGAGCCUGGGACAAGGAGGGGGAGGGGGAGGGGGAGGGGGAGGGGGAAGAAUUUUUAAGAGAACAUUGAAACUGGCUUUUACUCAGCAUUUAAUUUUAAAGAAAUUUAAAAGUGAUCAGGAAAGACCAGCCACAAAAGUGCUGAUGCUCUGGGGGUCAGAAUCUCUUCUCAUUCUAAUUAUCUGUCAGAAAUUCUGAGAUUUUGAGUCAGAAAUGAUGGGGAAAGUCUUUUCUCCAUCAUGAAAGAAAACCUUGACAUUUCUUUUCUUCCUUUCUUGCCUGAGCUCAAGAGAGAACAACUCCGGUGCAUUUACCUUUCAAACCGCGGAAUGAAAUCAGGAUCGUUUCUCUCCACCAUGGACAUUCCGGUCAGAUCCGCUGCCUAACCAUCCUGAGCUCCAGGCCUCAUGUGUGUACCGAGACCCUGCUAAAUGCUCAGAUUAUGUCCUUCCACAGCUGGGCUUCCUGCUUUCCCCAAGAACAAUCGAUUUUUCCAGCCCACUGGGGGCUCUUUCCUUACCCGGGAACUUUGGGAAAACUUAGAGGGGAAGCCUGUUCUGUCCAAGAAGAGAACCCUGGUGGAGUCUAACCUCAAUCUGCAAAUCCGUUCCUCAAGCCUCUAAUGAGCAUCGAUUCCACAGGAAAAAGACAACCAGAGCAGUAGCUGAUGUCUGCUGAUCAGUCCCUGACCCUGCUCCAGGUGCGCCCAUCUACCGAGAGAGGCGCUCAUUUCUCCUUUUCCGUAGGAAGAAACAUGUUAAGGAUUUAUCAGGUAGCACUGUUUAUCCAACUAAGCCCACUCAGCCUAUGUGCAAAUAGCUCUCAUGCCCUCCUGUUGCCUUGGUAGGUAAAAAUUACUCUAGUGACGGUGUUAGAAAAGCUUUGGGCACAAGGAUCUCAGCAAGCAAGAAGGAAGGAAAAGUAUCUUCAGGGUGACAACUCUCCUGACUCUUUCCAGAAAGCUGACGGAGCCGCCUCCACCCUCCUGAGCCCUUCGACUGGCUAAUGAUUACCCCACAGUAAAAAUUAUCACUAGUUCAUUAUGCAUUUUUCGUAUUUGCUUCUUGUCCGUUUCCCUGACACCUCCCAACUAGGAUGUAGCUCCAGGAGGGAGGGAAUUUUUGCCUUGUUUUCACUCUUUAAUGACUGCACCCAGAACCUUCCAUUAAUAUGUGCUCAAGAAAAAAAAAAAAACAAACGUUGAAUGAUUAAAAGAAUAAACGAUUCUCUACUUCUUUCACCUCUUAACUGUGGUUGGGCGAUCUUCAGAGCAGGAAGUGGGAAGAGAGAUUUCCCCUGCUUCUUCCAUAAGACAGAGAGGAAGACCAAAAAUACAGCAUAGCUUGUGGUUUCCGGCACAACCUAAAUUUCUUCACCUUCCCUUUUCUGAGAGUACCGGGAAGCCCAGCGAACUACAAAACUCUCCUGUGCAAAUACUGCAUCAGUCUUCAAACAUCCUUAUCAGGCAGUAUUUGGUAAUUUUACUUUCUGUUACUGUCUUUUAACCGAAGUAACCUUAGGCCCGGCCGACUGUGAAAAAAAAAUGCAGCCUGCCCUCUCUGAGGCUCAGGCUCAGGACCUUCAGAUUAUGAGACUGACGCGCGGCCUACUGCGCUAAGAGGGCGGUUUGCUGUGGGUUUUCCCAUUUAAAGUAAAAUAUCAAAUAUUAUUUUCCCCAGCACCGCUGUUUUGUUAGUUUCCAGCGUUUAAGGAAUACAAUCGGUGCUACUUGAAAAUCACUCCAUAUAAGCCAGUGGUGCACCCAAAGGAUUUCACACCCACGAGCAGUGAAAUCCAAGCCUUUCCGGGAUUCACCCGAGGGUAGGCCCGUCUGGGCUGCGGGACUGGGGGACAGGUGCGCCUGGCUUUUGCUGCUCUGGUGUCCUAAUGAUGUGGUUUUCCUGCCCUCAGAGAUCUCAGGUGGUCUUACACCUUCCGUGGUCUCCUUUGUUGAAAAUAAACAUGGGAGAUGCUUAGUUAA
Messenger RNA from Zalophus californianus (California sea lion), 6128 nucleotides. RefSeq lists its product as uncharacterized. The transcript is spliced from 4 exons. The coding region runs from base 225 to 1004 and encodes 259 amino acids. NCBI's taxonomy places the organism in Eukaryota, Metazoa, Chordata, Mammalia, Carnivora, Otariidae. The record is from RefSeq and is a predicted model, not a curated record.